CUGGACUACUACCCGCCACCACCAGCUCUUGGAUUACUUUACGGCAUUGAAAAUCCACCCUCAAAACUCACACCGACAGAGCAACGAAUUCCUACGGAGAAACCUCCUCAAAUGCGCCUCGAAUCCUAGCCUGACGAUGGAUUCGACUCUCGCCAACCGGCCGCGGCCUCGUGCUGCAUACACGCAGGGCACCACGCGCUGUGCCUACACGCCCGAUGGCUCCCGCCUCGUCACCGUCGGCUCGAACAACGUGAUCCGUGUCUUCAAGACGGGCUCCGAUGGCGAGCCCACCAACAUUGACGACUGCCAGGAGCAGAACGUUGCCGUUGCCGUCGCAGAGAACUUCUUCGUCGUCGGCUCCGAGGACGGCACCGUCAGUCUCUACUCACUUACCACGGCCACCUUUGAGAAAUUCCUCUUCCGCACGACGCUACCCAUCCGUGAUGUGACCCUGAGUGCGGACAGCCAGUGGUGCGCUGUUGCGAGCGAUGAGCUGACCGUCAAGCUGGUCAACACCAAGGAUAUGAUGGAGGUGCGACACCUGCGCGAGCAUGGCAGAGCGGUGCGGAAUGUCAGCUUCGACCCCCAAGGCCGCCUGGUUGCCCUGUCUAGCGUCGACGGUAUCAUAUACGUAUACUCACUUACGGCCGAGGAACCGGAGCUGAUUCGCAAGGUGGACGGUAUCAUCGGCGCAUUGGACUCGGAUAGCCAGGUGUCAACACGCGUUGCAUGGCACCCCGACGGACGUGCGUUUGCCGUGCCGACGCCGACCAAGGAUAUCCAGAUCAUCUCCAAGAAUGACUGGGAGAAGCAACGAUGCUUUGCAAACGGCCACCUGGCGGAUAUUACCGCGCUGGCGUGGUCGCCCAACGGUGCGAUGCUGGCGUCGGCGAGCAAGGACGGCAAGCUGUUGGUGUGGGAGACAAAGACCCAGAGCGUCAUUGCGCGUUACGACUAUCCCAAUGUCCUCGACCUCGCAUGGCAUCCCUCAAAAAACAUCCUUUCCUUCACCACGGCGACUGGCGAAGUUUACAUCUAUCCCGACUUCCUGACCGACCAAUACGCUCCUCUGCUGAAGCUGACCACGCAACCGGCGCCUUAUAUUCACGACCCCCGGGCUGAGAUUUCUGGAAACGGAAGAGUGCCCCAGUUCAAUGGCCAAAAGCAACAGGAGAUUCCCUCUCGCCCGCGACGGGAUUCUCUGGGAAGUCUAGAUUCCUUUCUUCAGGAUGCUGAUGGAUACGGCCGCGAUGGCGAGGAUGUGGGCGGCGAGCAGGCCAACAAGCGCCGCCACCUCCUCGAGCCCCAGUAUCAUGCCUCGUUCCAGCCCGGCUCAACGCCAUGGAGAGGUAAUCGCAAGUACCUCUGCCUCAACCUCAUCGGCUUCGUCUGGACUGUGGACCAGGACGCUCACCACACUAUCACCGUUGAGUUCUACGACCACGAGUUCAACCGCGACUUCCACUUCACCGAUACUUUCCUCUACGACAAGGCUUGCCUCACAGAGCAUGGCACCCUCUUUUCCAGCCCGCCCAAGGACGACGUGCCGGCCACCAUCUUCUACCGCCCACACGAGACGUGGACGCAGCGCGCUGACUGGCGCACCGAGCUCCCCCUUGGCGAGGCCGUCACCGCCAUGUCCCUGAGCGAGUCUUUUGUCACCGUCACCACGAGCGCCAACUACGUGCGCGUCUUUACCCGCUUCGGCAUGCCUUACCGCGUCUAUCGUCCCAAGAGCACGCCCACGGUGACGUGCGCUAGCUGGAGGGACUAUGUACUCACUGUCGGCAACGGACCCGUUGGGCCGGACGGCAACACCCGUCUCCAGUACACUAUUGAGAACGUCAAGCGAGAUGAGAUUUGCCAAAACGAGGACACUGUUGCCCUCCCAGAUGGCGCAACCCUAAAGAGUGUCUUCUUUUCAGACAACGGUGAUCCCUGUAUCUAUGACUCUACUGGUACGCUUCUUACACUCCUCCACUGGCGGCAGCCAUCGCGUGCAUCCUGGGUGCCCCUGCUGGACACCAAGUUGCUCCCGCGUCUAGCCUCGGGCCGUAAGCACGAGAACUAUUUCCCCAUUGCUGUAGCGGACAAUAAGUUCCACUGCAUCAUCCUCAAGGGCGGCGACCAAUAUCCCUAUUUCCCCCGUCCUCUCCUCUCCGAGUUCGACUUCUCGGUACCCCUGACGUCAGGGCCCAAGGAGAAGAAGAAGAAGCAGAAGAAGAAGAGCCGGGAGAAUCCCGACGCCGAAGAUUUUGGCGAAGGGGAGGAUCAGGACAAGGAGGACGAGGACAUAGAAGACGAAGAAGAAGAGGACGAGGACGCUGAGACGAAGAAGCUAGAGCAGCAGUUCCUGCUCCGCGGCUUACAAGCAACCCAAUUGCGGGACUUGGUCGACGCAACGGCUGGCAGCCAUACCCAGCGUUCACUCCUCUCGCGGCUGGAGCUUGAGAUCGACAAGACCCUCCUGCAACUCCUGGCGGUUGAGUGCCGCGAGGGCGAGGAACGCGGAAUGCGUGCCCUUGAGAUGGUGGAGCUGAUGCGUGACCGCACCGGCAGGAUGGUUGAAGCUGCCGGGAAGGUGGCCGAGCGAUAUGGACGGACCAUCCUUGGUGAAAAGAUCCGGGAGCUAGGAGAGAAGCGGGUCAAUGGCAUGGACGAGGAUGACUUUUAAGUGGGCGCUGAGUACGGCGUAUUCGGCAUUGGGGGACGGGAAUAUGUGUUUUCAGGACUAAUGAUUUGCCCUCGGUAUGGAUAGCAUGGGAGGAGUCUAAUGAUGGUGUUCGAACUUAUCCGGAUCUGGGAGGACCAAAAAAAAAUGAUGAUAUCUUCUUGUUGCGACCUGACCCAUGAGCCAUUUCAACCGUUGAGAACUCUA
Molecule: messenger RNA, 2878 nt
Organism: Ilyonectria robusta
Lineage: Eukaryota; Fungi; Ascomycota; Sordariomycetes; Hypocreales; Nectriaceae
Product: WD40-repeat-containing domain protein
Exons: 3
Coding region: 137-2674 (845 amino acids)
Biological process (GO): mitotic cell cycle; DNA repair; DNA-templated DNA replication
Cellular component (GO): nuclear replication fork
Molecular function (GO): chromatin binding; protein binding
Source: RefSeq, a predicted model, not a curated record